AAAAAGAAUGAGGUCACCGGUAAAGGUCAACUAUGGCUGGCAGCCUGGCACUAAGAUGAUGCAACAACUCCUCUUGGCCGACAGCACCUCACCGGAGAUGGGAUCAUGGGAGGUUGCUACUGUUUCCUCCGCUUCUUGAUCGCCUUCGUACUGCUCCACUUCCACGGCGCCGCCAGUCAGUCCCUGAACCAGACUUGCCACCCCGCCGACCUGCAGGCGCUCCUUGACUUCUCCAAUGGCUUGGACAGCAAGGCCGCCGGGCUCGUCGGGUGGGGUCCCGGCGACGCCGCCUGCUGUUCCUGGACCGGCGUCGCCUGCGAUUUUGGGAGGGUGGUCGGCCUGGAUCUCUCCAACAAGAGCCUCCGCGGCGACCUCUCCUCCUCGGUCGCCUCCCUCGACGGCCUCGUCACGCUCAACCUCUCCUGGAACUCGCUCCGCGGCGCGGCGCCGGCGGUGCUCGGCCGGCUGGCGAGGCUGCGCGUGCUCGACCUCAGCAUGAACGGGCUCUCCGGCCCAUUUCCGGCGAGCGACAGCGGCUUCUCGGCGAUCGAGGUGGUCAACAUCUCCUCCAACAGCUUCGACGGGCCGCACCCAGCGUUCCCGGGCGCGGCGAACCUGACGGUUCUUGAUAUCUCCGGCAACAGCUUCUCCGGCGGCAUCAACUCGUCCACGCUCUGCCUUGCGCCGGUUGAGGUCCUGCGGUUCACGAUGAAUGGCUUCUCCGGCAAGGUCCCUAGCGGCCUGAGCCGAUGCAAGGCGCUCGCGGAGCUCUCUCUAGGCGGCAAUGACUUAUUUGGGAACAUCCCUAGCGACCUGUAUACGUUGCCCAAGUUGAGGAGGCUGAACUUACAGGAAAACCAGCUCACCGGCAACCUCCACAAUGACCUUGGUAACCUAUCUCAGCUUGUGCAGCUUGACUUGUCCUAUAACAUGUUCACAGGCUUCAUUCCUGAUGUGUUCGGAAGUAUGAGGUGGCUUGAAUCCGUAAACUUGGCCUCCAAUAGGUUCGAUGGUGAAUUACCUGCUUCCCUGUCAAGUUGUCGAAUGCUGAGGGUAAUCAGCUUAAGGAACAACUAUCUGUCUGGUGAAAUUGCUAUCAAUUUCAAAUUGCUGCAUAAACUGAACACUUUUGAUACUGGAACCAACAAUCUGAGCGGUCCUAUACCUUCUGGCAUCGCCGUGUGCACCGAGUUGAGGACGUUGAACCUUGGAAGGAACAAGCUUAUGGGGGAGAUACCGGAGAGCUUCAAGGAUUUGAGAUCUCUGUCGUACCUCUCCCUGACAGGAAAUGACUUCAUGAACCUGUCAUCGGCAUUGCAAGUGUUGCAACACCUGCCCAACCUGACCAAUUUAGUUGUCACCAGGAAUUUCCGUGGUGGUGAGACAAUGCCAGUGGAUGGAAUCAAUGGGUUCAAGAGCAUGCAGGUGCUUGUCCUGGCAAACUGUUUACUCACUGGCAUAAUUCCGCCAUGGCUGCAGGGCUUAGAAAGUCUCAAUGUCCUGGACAUUUCAUGGAACAAGUUAAACGGGAACAUCCCGCCAUGGCUAGGGAAGCUGAACAAUCUCUUCUACGUCGACCUGUCAAACAAUUCGUUCACUGGGGAGCUUCCUAUGAGCUUCACACAGAUGAGGAGUUUGAUUUCAAGUAAUGGCUCGAGUGGGCAGUCACCAACAGAGGACCUGCCAUUAUUCAUCAAGAAGAAUUCAACUGGCAGAGGUUUGCAGUACAACCAAGUCAGCAGCUUUCCACCUUCUCUUAUACUCUCAAACAACUUGCUUGUUGGUCCAAUCUGGUCAAGCUUUGGUCAUCUUGUGAAGCUUCAUGUGCUGGACUUGAGCUGGAACAUCUUCUCAGGACCAAUUCCUGAUGAAUUGUCAAAUAUGUCGAGCUUGGAAAUGCUGAAUUUGGGCCACAACAAUCUCAAUGGGACAAUACCCUCAUCUCUAACGAAGCUGAAUUUUCUCUCCAAGUUUGAUGUGUCAUACAACAAUUUGACUGGACAUAUCCCUACUGGUGGGCAAUUCUCCACAUUCACAAAUGAGGAUUUUGAAGGCAACUCUGCACUCUGCCUUCUUCGGAGUUCUUCAUGCUCCGAAAAGGCUUAUUUUUCGGAGGAAAUUCAUGACACGGACAUUGCAAUGCAUAUUACAUACACCAUUGUUGGAGCAGGAUUUGUUUUUGGGCUUCUGGUGGUCUCGACUACUCUGUUGUUUGCAAAGGCUUGGAGGGCUGCGUAUUUUCUGAUGAUUGAUAGGUUCUUUAGUACGCUGUAUGUUUUGACAAUGGUGAACGUGAACAGACUCAGAAGGACAUGGGAGAAUGAAGUUCAUCCUUAAAGAACUUCCGGUGCUGGUUUUCACAGGUUCUAGCUUGGUGCUACUGUAUAGAUGUUUAACUGUACCAUAUAGUAUUACAGUUGUCUAUUGGAAUGUUUGAUCGUAGUAGCGUCAUGAAUGGAUUUAUCAUUUUAUGGCAUCAUAUUCAAGUUGAAGAGUCCUCGAACGGGUCGAUGGAUGUACGCAUUUCCUCGCUCAGGUCCUUGCUACCACUGAUCUACGAA
Molecule: messenger RNA, 2561 nt
Organism: Panicum virgatum (switchgrass)
Lineage: Eukaryota; Viridiplantae; Streptophyta; Magnoliopsida; Poales; Poaceae
Product: phytosulfokine receptor 1-like
Exons: 1
Coding region: 106-2337 (743 amino acids)
Molecular function (GO): protein binding
Source: RefSeq, a predicted model, not a curated record